Ostertagia ostertagi is the source of this 1521-nucleotide messenger RNA. The record is from the annotation of a GenBank genome assembly. Lineage: Eukaryota; Metazoa; Nematoda; Chromadorea; Rhabditida; Trichostrongylidae.
AUGAAUAGUGGAGGACGAGUUGGCCUGAGUGCUUCGUCUUCGCGAGAAGAUCCUCCUCGUUCAAGAAACACAUCCGCACGACGAACGUUCUGUAAUCCUCAGGAUGGAGCGAUAGGAGUUUCUCCAUCAACGGCUGUUCGAGGUAAUGGUGGCCGUAGACGUUGGGCCUACAAACAAGAACCGCCACCGCAGGUGACGCACAUCGCAUGUACUCAGAACAAUCAAAACCCUUCUAUUCGUCGACAAAAUUUUUCAAAUAACGGCCGAGAAAUUGGCUACAAGCGAAGGCGUGGACGCCGUAGCAGGAACCAGUCAGAGAUCCACGAUAUUGCGAUCGGCGAUGAAUUUGCUGUUAUUGAGGAGAGGAAUCCACUAGAGGAAAGUUAUCCUUGUUUUCCUGGCUUCGUUUUCGAUCCGACUGCUAGGAAAUAUUUCAGGAUAGCUCCUGAUCACAGUGGGAUCAAUACGUAUACACAAAAAGCGAUUGCAAGAAGUCGACGGGAAAAAGAGCGGUGCGAACAGUUAGCCGCUUGUCGUUCUCAGGAUAGUAUUUCUAGUCGUCUGCGGUCAACUAUUCCAACUAUCACUACGACAUCAUUGGGUUCAUCAGGCGAGCACGUUAAAGGAUGUCAGUUCCUGGAGCUCGUGGGUAACUGCGAUGACUCUAAAGUGCUUGGUUGCUGGGCUAUUGGAGAUGGUUCAAGAAACAGCAGAAAGGCAGCAAAGUUCGCGUGCCUAAGUGUGCGUUUUGACGAUAAUUUAGCGAGGAAAGCUGCCGCGAGCUUGGAAAUGGGUAUAUCUCGUAAUAAUGGCAUCUUCAUAUGUUCAGGGCUGGAGUUUAUUUUGGAUGGAGAGACCGUAGAUGUGGCUCAACCAGUUCUCGUGGACAUGGCAGUGGCUCCUGUUGAUUCCGAUGUGACUUGUGUUUUAUAUGUCACAGCAGAGUCAAGGGUUACGGGACAAGGAAUUUCGUCGAUGUGCAAUGUAGUUUUACAACCGAUGUCUGCAUUAUGUACGGAUGACGAUGAUUUUGAAGUUCGAAAUUCUCCCAUCUACAACAUUCAGUGGUCCGUAGAGUCAUCGGCGAUCUACAGUUGUGCAUGGAACUCUAACAAAACACGUAUAGCUCUAGGUAUGGAAGAGUCUGCAAAGAUUACCGAUGUGAUCACUGAGAAGUCAUUUACAAUAUCAAGCCGUCGUCGAAAUGUGAUUAGCCAACAUUUUGCUCCCGAUGGUAAUUUGAUAUACAUGGGCUUAAGAGAUAGCGAUGUAAUCCUCUCCGAUCUCCGAAUGAAAAGUCAUCAUGUGACAGGAUCACUGAAAGGUUCCCGCUCAAGUGGUUGGAUUCGCCAACUGCGCUCAUCGUACCCUCAGUGCGUCCUCAUAGAAAAUUUCCGAGGAGAGUUAAAGUUGUAUGACUCACGUCGAUGUGAUCGGGAACUAAUGUCAUUCAGCGGUCACAGGAACACUCACUUCCGUCUUCCAUGCACUGUCGAUUGCCAAGAGAAUUUUGUCUUUGCU